Molecule: messenger RNA, 1011 nt
Organism: Cladophialophora yegresii CBS 114405
Lineage: Eukaryota; Fungi; Ascomycota; Eurotiomycetes; Chaetothyriales; Herpotrichiellaceae
Exons: 2
Coding region: 1-1011 (336 amino acids)
Source: RefSeq, a predicted model, not a curated record
AUGUUCUACAAGCUCCGUGCACUCUGGAGCCAGUCUUUUGGCCUACCCGCUCCAUCACUCACCGAGAAGAAUCUUCCUGAUCAGACUGGAAAGGUAUACUUGAUUACCGGCAGCAAUGCUGGCGUCGGCUACCAGGUGGCCAGGAUCCUCUACGGCCACAACGCCAAAGUCUAUGUUGCCGCCAGGACUGAAUCCAAGGCACUGGCCGCUAUCGAGGCGAUCAAGAAGGAACAUCCCGAAUCACAGGGCAAACUCGAAUACCUGCACCUGAACCUGUCAGAUUUGACGACAAUCAAAGCCAGCGCCGAAGACUUCCUGUCCCGAGAAGACAAGCUACAUUGGCUGGAUAACAACGCCGGCGUCAUGGUGCCGCCCAAAGGGUCGAAAGGCUCGCAAGGCAUGGAUCUAACCUAUCAGACCAAUAUUCUCGGACCUUUUCUCUUCACCAAGCUGCUAUUGCCAAUCCUCCAACGUACGGCGGAGCAGGAACCGAAGGGUACUGUGAGGGUCAGCUGGGCGGGAAGUCUCGCCGUCGACUUGCAAAGUCCCAAGGGCGGUUUAGCGUGGAAGAAGGAUAAAAAGGGCGAAGACACCCUGGACGACAAAAGCGACAACAGGUUGGCAUAUGGUGUCAGCAAAGCUGCAAACUACUUCUUUGCGACCGAGUUCGGAAAGCGAUACGGAACAAGGGACGGAGUAAUACACAAUUGCUAUAAUCCUGGCAACCUUGCAUCCGAGCUGCAACGUCACACAGGCGACCAGUAUGGCCACAUUGCAGUCUGGCUCCUGCAGAAGUUACUCCUGUACCCGGCCAUAUAUGGCGCAUACACCGAGAUCUUCUCUGGUCUGGCACCUGAAUUGACGCUCGAGGAGGACCAGGGCCAAUACAUCAUCCCAUGGGGACGCAGAGCGUCAGUGCGUGCGGAUCUCACUCAUGAGGCGACCAAGGAGAAUGGCCAGGCAAGCAAGCUAUUCGAAUGGUGUGAAAACGUGACAAAGGAGUACGCAUAG